AAAGAUCCGAUUAAAUACGGAAUAACUUGGAGAUCGACAGAUUGGUAAAAUCAGUGUAACUGCAUAAAUUACAGGCCAUAGAGACCCAUGUUUUGCUUGAAGGAGUAUAAAUGACCUCUCAAGAAGACAGGGUGGAGACUUUAUCAUUGUAACUCUCGUCUCUCAUUAAUCUCCAAAUCCUUUUCAGGGUCAUUGAAGACUCGGGCAUCAUUACAGAGCACAACAGAGCAUAGGAACCCACAUUGUACGCCUCCUAAAACACUGACUGGCUGUUAUGAAAUGCCAUCUUUAAUUUGACUGUACAGUGAAAGUUCUGUGCGGUUCUUGGAGAUUCUUCUGAUCUUGUGGGAAUGGGAACGGAUUUCGGUUAAAGGAAAACAGCCGCGUUUUAGGGCAAUAGGGAUGCCUGUUGUACCUGCAUUAGGAGGUAUUGCACUACCACCCCAAAUGUCUCCGAUAAUGGAGGUGGACACAGAGGAGGACCAGGAAGACCUAAUUUCUGCUCCAAAUGCAGGACGCUUAUUUAACGUCAACAACAGCAACAACAAUGAUGAGGAAGAAAAGAAGAACAAGAAGAAAAAGGAGAAAAAAGAGAAGAAGGAGAAGAAAGACAAAAAGGAAAAGAAAGAGAAGAAGCAGAAAAAGCAGAUGAAACUGAAAGAAGAGAAGGAGAAAGAAAAUGAAAAAGAAAAAGAGAAGGAAAAGGAAAAAGAAAAGGAAAAAGUUAAAGAGGAGGGGCCUAAAGAGGUGUUUGUGAUUAACCCAGCGGGACUUCUGUAUUAUCAAUGGCUGUUUAUAAUCACCAUUCCUGUCAUGUAUAAUUGGACAGUUAUCAUUGCAAGAGCCUGUUUUGAGGAACUGCAGCAUGAAUAUAUACUGAUAUGGUUCAUCUUGGACUACACCUCUGACCUGCUUUACUUAGCCGACAUGGCCUUCAGAGCUCGAACAGGUUACCUGGAACAAGGCUUGCUUGUCAAAGAUGAAAAGCUCCUGCUUAAGCGGUACACAGACAGCUCCCAGUUCCGCAUCGACGUGGUCUCCAUGUUACCCACAGACAUCUUCUACUUUGUUUUAGGGCUAGACUACCCCGAGAUCCGCAUUAACAAGCUACUUCGCCUGAACCGCAUGUUUGAGUUCUUCAAAAUCUCAGAAACGAUGACCAACUACCCAAACAUUUUCCGAAUCUGCACCUUGGUGAUGUACAUCAUCAUCAUUAUCCACUGGAACGCGUGCCUCUACUUUUCCUUCUCCAAGUCCAUUGGGUUUGGAUCAGAUCCAUGGGUGUAUCCCGCUCUCACUGAACCGGAGUUUGACCAGCUGUUACGAAAAUAUUCCUUCAGCCUGUACUGGUCCACACUUACCCUCACCACUAUUGGAGAGACGCCCUCACCCGAGCUUGACUCCGAAUUCUUCUUUCAUGUGGUUGACUUCCUGGUGGGCGUCCUGAUUUUUGCCACCAUUGUGGGUAAUAUUGCCACCAUGAUCUCCAACAUGAAUGCUGCCCAGGCACAGUUUCAGACACGGAUUGACAACAUUAAACAAUACAUGCAUGCGCGCCACGUCAGUAAAGACUUGGAGAAUCGUGUCAUCAAGUGGUUUGACUAUUUGUGGAAUAACAAGAAGGCACAAGAUGAAAGAGAAGUCUUGAGGUACCUGCCAGACAAGUUACGGGCAGAGAUAGGCAUGAACGUGCACUUAGAUACGCUCAAGAAGGUACGGAUCUUUGCGGAUUGCGAGGCUGGCUUGUUAAUAGAGUUGGUGCUGAAGCUUCGUCCUCAGGUCUUCAGUCCUGGUGACUACAUCUGUCGCAAGGGUGAUAUCGGACGUGAGAUGUACAUCAUAAAGGAUGGCAAGCUUGCUGUGGUGGCGGAUGACGGCGUCACUCAGUUUUGCGUUCUUGGAGACGGGAGCUACUUCGGUGAAAUCAGCAUUCUGAACAUAAAGGGCAGCAAAGCUGGAAAUCGAAGAACGGCCAAUAUUCGAAGCAUCGGGUACUCGGAUCUCUUCUGUCUGUCCAAGGAUGAUUUGAUGGAGGCUCUAACAGAAUAUCCUGAUGCUAAGACUAUGUUGGAGGAUAAAGGGAGAGAGAUUCUGCUGAAGGACGGUCUGCUGGAGUUGGACCCCGCAAAACUGAAGCCGGAUGAGAGGGACUUGGAGUACCGCGUGAACCGGAUCUAUAGCACGCUGCAGAUCAUGCAGACCAAAGUGAUGAAGCUGAUAGCAGAACAUGCAGAGACAAAUAAAAACAUCAAAAAACAGAUUGUAGAGAUAGAGCGGUAUGCCGGGGAAGAGGUAGAGGAUGAAGAUGAAGAGGAGGAAAAGACAGAAAAAACGCUACAAGAGGAGCCUACCAAGGAGGAGAAGAUGGACGACGGGACAGAGAAAAAGAAAGAGGGAGAUCCAGAGAAAGAGAGGUCAGAAGAAGAUAAAGAAAUGACGGGAGAAGUGACGAAAGAGGAAAAGGAGGGGGAACCGUAGUGCAUUAGCAAAGCAGGAAAUCUUUGGAUAAAAAACUAAAUACAUUAAAAUAACCAUAAAGAACACAAAUAUUUAUAUAGAAAUGUAUGUCAAUGUGUAUUUCAAAUCAUAAUCCCCAUUCCUUUUCUUCUUCCUUGAUGUUUUUUUUUCAGUAAGGGAUAAUGUAUAGGCAUUGUAUAGGUCUUCACUGAAGGGGCUAAAUUCGCGAUAACAACCAGCUGCUUGUACAUUAUCCCGCUUAUUACACACUAUUUACCUCAUAAGUAAGGUAAGGAACAUUAAAUAUUGAUUUUAAAUAUUAGGUAAUAUUUUAUUACCUUCCAUAAGUAAAAUCUGUUUAUCUUCAGUUUUAAGAUAAGACCAGACAAUCAAAUGUCAUGAAAAAGCUAUUUGGUUUAAUCAUUUGUAAAUAUCAUGUCAUAUUUGUUAUUAAAAGACAUAUUUAUAUUUAAUUUGUGUGUAAUAUUAAACUGCGCCUGGGUCAGUGACAAAAAUGGUUUGGCAAGAUGAGAAAUUCAAAAAUCUUUUUAAAGAACUUGUUUUAAAAGCACGCAUCAGGUUUGUUUCAAUGCACACAGUGUAUUUAUGUAAAUUUUAUGCAAUUAAAAAUUACAUUUGCACCCUU
This is a messenger RNA of Misgurnus anguillicaudatus (oriental weatherfish), 3103 nucleotides long. RefSeq names its product cyclic nucleotide gated channel subunit alpha 1a (gene cnga1a). NCBI's taxonomy places the organism in Eukaryota, Metazoa, Chordata, Actinopteri, Cypriniformes, Cobitidae. Gene Ontology annotation, molecular function: intracellularly cGMP-activated cation channel activity; cGMP binding; protein-containing complex binding. The record is from RefSeq and is a predicted model, not a curated record. Gene Ontology annotation, biological process: monoatomic cation transmembrane transport. Gene Ontology annotation, cellular component: plasma membrane; intracellular cyclic nucleotide activated cation channel complex.